CGGCAUGCAUCAUUUAGCUCUGCAGUAUAUUAAAUCUUUCCCCGAAAACGACGAGUUGAACGACGUCAAAUUCGACUGUUUGGCUUACCUCGGUGACUGGAGUGAAAUUGUCGAUACUAUAGAACUAGAGGAAAAAACCAAACAGCCGCUAUGGAACCCCGAUGUUGUUAUAAAAUCGCUUCGAUAUGCAUGUUUAAAGGAGAGUCUGAACGCGGAUCCCAAUCAAAAUUACCUAGCUAGGCUGGAAGUUUCACUCAAUAGGGCUAAACUUGAUUCAUCGAAAUUGUGCCGUAUUCUUAAUAUGGAUAACUGUCAAAGUGUUUAUAAAGUAGUCGCUAAUUUGCAUUUACUACGUGAUAUACAAGACUACUGUUCACUGAGGCGCGGACACACAGACCUGGCAGAGUUACUUAAUCGUUGGCAAGUUGAUAAAUUACCGUCAUUCAAAAAUUUCAAGCAUCUUGAAACUCUUCUGUCGCAGCGUAGUCUUAUACUAGAAAAUGCAGCUAAACAUUAUGAAAGUUUCUCUAAAGAUAUUGUAGAUUUACAGUUGCAAUAUGUUGAAAUGGGGCUUACUAACCAAAGAGUACAAAUGGCGCAACGACUUGUAGAAUCCGUAAAGAAAAUAAGUGUUACAAAAAAAGUACGUUUAGUCGAAAGUCAAGUUGCGUGGGCGAAGGGGCACAAGGACAUCGCGCUGGCGACGCUGCACGGCGCACUCAUUGUCUUGUAUAUGAAUUCAGCUGUUUUUGAAAAGAAAGUGAAAUGCAUUGAUAGUUUGAAAGGGACAGCAGCGUCAUUAAAACAGGCACACACACGUUUGACAAUAGAUGAAAAGAAAACUUUACUUACAACCAAUCGUUUCAUGGAGUUUGAAGAGGCCGAGGUGUCUAAUACCAGAGCAGAAAAGAAUAGUUUUCUUAACUUAGCCUUGAGAUACUACAUGCUGUCAUUGAAGCAGUGCGAAGACAACAACUUAUCAAUAUUCCGAGUGAUAUCGCUGUGGUUUGAUAAUCCAGAGUUUGAGUUCAGUGAUUCUGGAGACAGCUUCCGCGACCUGCUGAAUACUAUACCUUCGUGGAAAUAUAACGAAAUUUGA
Molecule: messenger RNA, 1099 nt
Organism: Papilio polytes (common Mormon)
Lineage: Eukaryota; Metazoa; Arthropoda; Insecta; Lepidoptera; Papilionidae
Exons: 7
Coding region: 5-1099 (364 amino acids)
Source: RefSeq, a predicted model, not a curated record